AUGGCUUCCUUGUUAGUUGCUAACAGGAAAUCACUGGGUGGUAGCUGUUUUCCUAUUCCCAUCAAUCUGUCAGUCGAAACACAGCAGGUUUCUUUAGAACUGAAGAGGGUUCUUAGCAAGCAAAUGAAAAUGUUCUAUCACACGAUUGCUUUGCAUAAGCCAAUGUUUGGUCCAAUGUGUACCGACAAAUCGCGAGUUGUGAGACUGUCACGUGACCAGUUUGCCGUACCCAUAGCCGGAGCAAGUUGGGGGUUACGGGCCCGUACUCGUAGCCACUUCGUUCCACGAAACGAACAAGUUGGAGCGUCUAUGCCUAUGACAUCCACGAAUGCCUAUUCUCGCCUCAAUUCUGGACCGAGAGGAAGACAAGGUUUGAGAAACAAGUAUGUCGACGUGCUGAAUGCUGGCGUCAGCGGAGGCUUGUCGUCUCAUAGUUCUAUAGCUCCACUGCCAAGCCAACCGUAUAGCGGCACUCUGUUUGUUCCACAAUCACAGACAAUACAACAGGCGACGCGUUUACACAAUAGUCUGCCAAUGGUUCAGAUCAAGUUACACAGUCAAGUGAUGGACAGAUGUCACACCUACACGUCGGAUCGACAACUUCCGGUCUCCCAUCAGCAUCACAUCUACAGCAAAUACCCGGUGUAUACAACAACAGUGAACCAACAAGAGGGUUGUCACCAGAGAGAAUGUUGACGACGAGCGAAGUCAGUGAGUUUUCACUGGAAGUCAGACAGCAUAUGGGAUAUCCAAGACCGACAGAAAACACACCGACUCAUCAUGCCGGUCAGAUCCCGAUGUACUCAUUGUCCAGGCUCCUUCCCGCUUGCAGUGCGCGUGCGCAGCCUCAACAACGCGGUCGAUUCGGAAACGUCAGGCCUCGAUAUGUUGGGAUGGGCGUCUCAUCGAAGCCUCCGACCACCAUGUAGACAGAGAGCGGUCGUCGUCAACGUUGAAUAGUAGGAAAACACAAAUGUAUUUUGUUUACGUUCUCUUCGUGUCUCUCGUUUUCGUAGAGUACUCGAUAUAUCUUGUAUCUGUAGGACGUACUGUACUGUCGCAUGCACAUGUAAUAUGAUGUGCCGACAGGACUGAUUAAUUAAUUGAGAAUAAUUUUAUUGAGUGACGAACCAAAAUCGUAUCUGCACGAGCAUU
Corticium candelabrum is the source of this 1155-nucleotide messenger RNA. RefSeq lists its product as uncharacterized. The record is from RefSeq and is a predicted model, not a curated record. NCBI's taxonomy places the organism in Eukaryota, Metazoa, Porifera, Homoscleromorpha, Homosclerophorida, Plakinidae. The transcript has 8 exons. Bases 1 to 696 code for a protein of 231 amino acids.